GAGCUCAAAUCAUUGAUCGAAUUGGAUUUAUCGUACACGUCAAUCGAAGGAUUACCUUAUUCUGUUGGAUAUCUUGUGAAUCUCGAGUCUUUAUCUCUUGCGGGAUGCACAGAGAUAAGGGAACUUACCCAUUGUAUCGGAAAACUAGAGUCUCUGAUUGAAUUGGAUCUCUCGUUCACGCGCAUCAAAGAGGUACCUUCAUCAAUUGGGUUGGCAAAGAAGCUUGAAGUGAUACGCGCUAGAUGUUAUUGGAUGGUGGGCGAAGUUUCAAGCGAAAUUGGAAAGUUGGCCUGUUUGAGAAUCCUAGAUCUAUCAGAGACUGAUAUUCGUCGAGUGCCAGAAACAAUUGUUGCGCUCCCUCACCUAGAAAAACUGAUCCUCAAGAAUUGUGAUAAGCUGCAAGUGUUGCCGUCACUUCCACCAAGUUUGACUCAUCUAUUUGUUAGCUCUCUUUCCUUACAGUCUAUUCCAGAUCUCUCAAACCUGACUAAUCUAGUUGAUCUUCUCUUAUCGGAUAACCAUGAUUAUCUAUCAAUGUCUUCGUCAAGCCUUAUUGAAACCUAUAACAUAGAGUGCAUUGGGAAUUUAUCCAAGUUGGUAAAUUUGGAGUUGUGCUUUCCAAGCAUUAUCGUGUCACCAACUUCAUUGGGUUCCCUUUCUCGUCUAAAGAAACUUUCCAUGUCUGGCCUCCAACACCCAGAAUUUCUCAUGCAAACACCUAAACCAGCAAUGCAGGGAAAUCUCAGCUCAAUAACAUCUUUCCCAGAUUUAUCCAACCUGAGAAAUCUAGUGAGUUUGAAUCUCUGUCGCUCUCGGGACAAGGAGAUCCAUCUCGGCGGACUAGAGAAGUUGAGACAUCUAACUGUCCACCAAUGUCCUGUCCUCGAAAGAAUUAUAUUCUCCACGUCAGGCCUGGAGAAUCUAAAAGAAUUGGAACUACGUGACUGCCCGAUGUUGAGAGAGAUUUGUGGUCUUGGGGCAUUGGAAACAUUAGAGAACCUGAAGGUCGAGCUCUGUCCGUCAAUUAGAAGGUUAAAUGAUCUGUCAAGAUUGCAAAAGUUGAUGGAAGUGAAAAUUGAACGUUGUCAUUCCUUGGAUUAUUGGACAAAUCCAUCGGACACAAUGAUACCAGAUGAAUGUCAAAUCGUAAUUGAACGUUGCCCGCAGCUAGGCGAAACUCCUUGGUGGGGCAUGUUUUAUAAGGAUUACAGAGAUGAGACUCAUGGACAGAUCACGACUGGUUCAGACACGUCCACAUCUGACAGAAUGGAGAAGGUGGCUAAAACGGAAGACGACAGACAAGUUGCCAGUAUUGGACAAGGCGGCGGAACUGACGAUCAAGUAAAGCAGAUCAUGAGCUUGAUGAAUAUUAAUGACAAGGAUGAGCGGAUCGUUGUUGUCAUACAUGGAGAAGGUGGGACUGGCAAGACGACUCUCGCAAAACUCAUAUACAACCAAAUCUCUUGUGAUUUUGAUGGGUGUAGCUUCCUUGCUGAUAUUAAAGAAGCGACUCAAGUAGUAGGAGGGCUUCAGCUUUUGCAAACUAAAUUGAUUUCCGAUGUUCUAAAACGGGAACUUGAGGAUGCUGCUUUUGUCAACAGGGGAAUUGAGUUUAUCAGGGACUUAUUUUGCAACAUGAGAGUUUUGAUUAUCCUUGAUAACGUGGAAAAUGCGUUUCAUGUCCAGAAACUCAUCGGAGAUUGCUUUGAUUGCUUUGCUUCUGGAAGUAGGAUCCUUGUAACCACCAGAAACAGUGUCGUCCUGGAAGAAUCUCCUCAGAUCCGGACAUAUCAUGUUAGUCGUUUGAAUAAGGAUAAGGCUUUUCAACUCUGCAGGCAGUAUGCAUCUAUGAUGACUUCGUCAUUACGUAGCAACUUCAAUCUUUCCGAAAAUGCUCUCAUUGUAAUGGCAGGACGCCUAUUGUUUAUUGAAGUUAUGGCUGCAGUCUUCAAUGGUAAAACGCAGGAGGAAUGGAAUAACUUACUAGGGCGGCAAUGGUCACCAUUCAGGCAGUGGGAUUUUCAAACGAUAGCCGAAUUGCUUGGUACCUGUGGGACGACACCUCUUUUCUGCCUUCUAGUGAAAUUGUGA
Molecule: messenger RNA, 2091 nt
Organism: Eucalyptus grandis
Lineage: Eukaryota; Viridiplantae; Streptophyta; Magnoliopsida; Myrtales; Myrtaceae
Exons: 3
Coding region: 253-2091 (612 amino acids)
Biological process (GO): defense response
Molecular function (GO): ADP binding; ATP hydrolysis activity
Source: RefSeq, a predicted model, not a curated record